Lonchura striata (white-rumped munia) is the source of this 562-nucleotide messenger RNA. NCBI's taxonomy places the organism in Eukaryota, Metazoa, Chordata, Aves, Passeriformes, Estrildidae. The record is from RefSeq and is a predicted model, not a curated record.
UCAAGCGGUACGAGGGUUACUCCACGAGUGCUUUCCUUACCACUUUUUUGAAAGCGAAUUUUUGCUGGGUGAUUUUUGUGCGUGUGAAAGUGAAGCUGCAUCGAAUAUGAAAACCUGUAAAUCCAGUCCCCUGGACCCAGUUGUGGAGCCAGACUCGCAGUGCAGAAGCGGAGCAGGCUGUGUUGUGAAGUGCAGCUCGGAAAGGAUGGAGAACGCUGCCAAGAGGAGGCUGGCUGCCAAUGCCCGCGAGAGGAGGCGCAUGCAGGGACUGAACACGGCCUUCGAUCGCUUGAGAAAGGUGGUUCCGCAGUGGGGGCAGGAUAAGAAACUGUCCAAGUAUGAGACCCUGCAGAUGGCUCUGAGCUACAUCAUGGCUCUGACCAGGAUCCUUGCUGAAGCUGAGAGGUUCAGUACUGAGCGAGAGUGGCUCAGCCUGCACUGUGAGCACUUCCCUGGAGACAGCUGCCACCACUACCCGGCACAGAAACCCACGGCGGACGGCAAUCCUUACACACAGAGGGUGUUCAGCUACCACCCCGAGCACUUCCAGAUAGCUAAUUAG